GAGGACAGUCCUAGCCCGGAGGGCCCCUAACACAUUGUCGUCUUCUUAUCCUCGGCCCUCUGCGUUAGAGAGGGCUGCCCCGAAUCGGCUUUGAACGCUGACUCGCCCUUUUCCAGUCGGCCCUUGAGCCCACUAGUCCGGGCUACAGCGUUUUCCUAACCGAGGUUCAGAGGUGAGAUGGAAAAUGUACCCGUCUUUAUUCUGUUCUCUCCCCUGCAAUGACAGGGUGAAUGGCGGUGGGGUUGGGGGCACGUCUCUGGAGUCCCAGUCCGCUCGGGACCCGCGGACCGCCCGGAGGCGACAACGGCCCUGAAGUUGGGGGGAGCUUGUUUCCAGCCGGACUGUGUCCCUGGGCGCGCCAGAGCGCCGCGCCUGCGCGCUCAGCCCGUUGCCGCGCCGGCCCUGCGGACGUGCGCGCGCUGCCUUCGCGGCACCUGGGCCUGAGGUGCGUACCUCCCGGGCCCUCGCCAGCUCCAGAUGCGUGAGGAGGACUUCAGAAACCCGACUGAGAAGUGGAGCGACCCCCAGGGAGGGUCGGACCUGCCUCAAUACCGCCAAGGUCUUUCAUUUCUUGUUCGCUUACUUUCGUGAAAUCCUCACAUCGUUUUAAUGGUACUAGUCAAGACAAGAAAAUCAACAGGCUUUCAGCCUUGAGGCAACAUUGGAUAUUAUUGAGACAUCUGUGGAAUUUAAGAACAGUAUGGAGCUCAUCAGAGUAUAUCAUUGAAGAAUAUGAUGGCUGAAAACAAUUUAAAAAUGCUAAAGAUUCAACAGUGUGUGGUAGCCAACAAACUACCUAGAAACAGGCCAUAUGUUUGCAAUAUUUGCUUUAAGCACUUUGAAACACCAUCAAAAUUAGCUAGGCACUAUCUCAUUCAUACUGGUCAAAAGCCAUUUGAAUGUGAUGUGUGUCAUAAAACCUUUAGACAACUAGUUCAUCUGGAGAGGCAUCAACUAACUCAUAGUCUGCCUUUUAAAUGUAGUAUUUGUCAGCGUCACUUUAAAAAUCUGAAGACAUUUGUGAAGCACCAACAACUUCACAAUGAAACCUAUCAGAAUAAUGUUAAACAGGUCAGAAGAUUGCUGGAGGCCAAGCAAGAAAAGUCAAUGUAUGGAGUGUAUAAUACUUUUACCACAGAGGAAAGAUGGGCAUUACACCCGUGCUCUAAGUCUGAUCCCAUGUAUAGCAUGAAAAGAAGAAAGAAUAUUCAUGCAUGUACAAUCUGUGGCAAGAUGUUUCCAUCACAGUCAAAACUUGAUAGGCAUGUACUUAUUCAUACUGGUCAGAGGCCUUUUAAAUGUGUCUUGUGUACUAAAUCUUUUCGACAGUCAACUCAUUUAAAAAUCCACCAACUUACACAUUCAGAAGAAAGACCUUUUCAAUGUUGUUUUUGUCAAAAAGGAUUUAAGAUUCAAAGCAAACUUCUGAAGCAUAAACAAAUCCAUACUAGGAAUAAGGCUUUUCGGGCUCUUUUAUUAAAGAAGAGGCGUACAGAAUCUCGCCCCCUGCCUAAUAAGUUAAAUGCAAAUCAGGGUGGUUUUGAAAAUGGUGAGAUUGGUGAAUCUGAGGAGAAUAAUCCACUCGAUGUCCACUCAAUUUAUAUUGUCCCUUUUCAAUGUCCAAAGUGUGAAAAGUGUUUUGAAUCAGAGCAGAUUCUCAAUGAACACAGCUGUUUUGCUGCUAGAGGUGGCAAAAUUCCAAGCAGGUUCAAAAGAAGCUACAACUAUAAAACCAUUGUUAAAAAAAUCUUGGCCAAGCUUAAGCGUGCUAGGAGUAAAAAAUUAGAUAACUUUCAAUCUGAGAAAAAAGUAUUUAAAAAGAGUUUCUUGAGAAAUUGUGAUCUUAUUUCUGGUGAGCAGAGCUCUGAACAAACCCAGAGAACAUUUGUGGGUUCUCUUGGCAAACAUGGAACAUAUAAAACAAUUGGCAAUAGAAAGAAGAAAACAUUGACUUUGCCAUUUUCUUGGCAAAAUAUGGGAAAAAAUUUGAAAGGCAUCCUUACGACAGAAAACAUAUUAAGCAUUGAUAAUUCAGUGAAUAAGAAAGACUUGUCAAUCUGUGGUUCAUCAGGUGAGGAAUUCUUUAAUAACUGUGAGGUACUUCAGUGUGGUUUUUCAGUUCCAAGGGAAAACAUACGUACUAGACAUAAGAUAUGUCCUUGUGAUAAAUGUGAGAAGGUGUUUCCUUCUAUAUCCAAACUAAAAAGACACUAUUUAAUUCAUACUGGACAGAGGCCCUUUGGCUGUAAUAUUUGUGGGAAAUCUUUUAGACAGUCAGCUCACUUAAAAAGACAUGAACAGACUCAUAAUGAAAAGAGUCCUUAUGCAUCUCUUUGCCAAGUAGAAUUUGGAAACUUCAACAAUCUUUCUAAUCAUUCAGGUAAUAAUGUUAACUAUAAUGCUUCCCAACAAUGUCAGGCUCCUGGUGUUCAAAAAUACGAGGUCUCAGAGUCAGAUCAAAUGUCAGGAGUUAAGGCAGAGUCACAGGAUUUUAUUCCUGGUAGCACCGGGCAACCCUGUCUUCCUAAUGUACUUUUGGAAUCAGAGCAAAGCAAUCCUUUUUGCAGUUAUUCAGAGCAUCAGGAGAAAAAUGAUGUCUUCCUGUACCGAUGCAGUGUUUGUGCUAAAAGUUUCCGAUCUCCAUCUAAACUGGAAAGACACUACCUAAUUCAUGCAGGGCAGAAACCAUUUGAAUGCUCAGUUUGUGGCAAAACAUUCAGACAGGCUCCUCACUGGAAGAGACAUCAACUUACUCACUUUAAAGAACGACCACAAGGGAAAGUGGUUGCCUUAGAUUCGGUUAUGUAAAUUGUCACAACCACUAACAAUUGUGGUCUCUGGUGAUCUUAUUUUUAAAGCCUGUAUUAUUUAAAAUGCAUUUUUAUUGAAAGGCCUGCAUUAAACUGAAUGGUUUCACAGGCAUUUGCUUAUCCUGCAUAGUAAGGAGGUAGAAUACAUAGAAAAUUAAUACAAUGUUUUAGAAACAGCCAAGUUAAUUUUAGAGGCAAGAACAUGAUUUGAUGCUAUAAAGUAGGCAUUUUAAUAUUGUAAACAUAUGCUUUGGCUGUAUUGAAAAAUAUAAAUCCAUGAUGACUGUACCAAUAAUUUAGCCUCAUUCAUUUUUUAAAGGAAUUAUUCCUUAAGACAUGCCAUCUCUUUUUAGAUAUACUCAAAAGACUGAGAGGCAAAACUUGGCUUUUAGCUGCAGCACAUAGCCCUGUUAUAUUUGAUUUAUUUUACAUUUCAUAUGAAAGCAUAAUUUUGUCCACAUGUGACUCAAAUUGCAUUGGUAAUUUUUUUUUUUUUUUUUUUUGUAAAUUUAAAAAACUACAGAGACACUAAAGGUGAAAAUGGAUGAGACAAUUAUAGUAUUAUUUUCAUUGGUCUUUUUUUUUUGAGAUGGAGUCUCACUCUUUCGCCAGGCUAGAGUGCAGUGGCGCCAUCUAGGCUCACUGCAACCUCCGCAUCCCAGAUUCCAGCGAUUCUCCUGCCUCAGCCUCCUGAGUAGCUGGGAUUACAGGUUCCUGCCAUCACGCCUGGCUAAUUUUUGUAUUUUUAGUAGAGACGGGGGUUCACCAAGUUGGCCAGGAUGGUCUCGAUCUCUUGACCUUGUGAUUCACCCGCCUCGGCCUCCCAAAGUGCUGGGAUUACAGGCAUGAGCCACCGCACCCGACGGUCUUUUCAAAGCUAUUUAUUUUUAGGACUAUGUGGUAAUUUCACCUUCAGGUGAUAAGGAUUUUUUUUUUCUCCCAGCUAGUGCUAUCUUUCUCGAAAUAAUUUAAAAGUAGGCGAGAGGCUAGGAUGUACCUAUAUUUACCAUGUUUACUUACCAGGAAUAUUUUCUAAGUGCCAUAGUCUUUUUCAUAAUACGUAUGAGUUUUAUCUUUUCAGAGGAAUAAUUUCAAGUCAUUUAUUUGCUCAUUAAUGAUAGCAGUAGUCAUAGACUUAAGACUAUUCUAGAGAUCUUCAUCUCCAUAAGACUUACAUUUAUUUUAGUAAACUUUUCUUUCUAUGCCUCUUUAAUGGAGUGGUUCUGUUAUUUAAGCCUGUUCUAAGUUUGAUCAAAUGGCAAUGACUAGGUCUAGUUUUAGUUUUUAUUUUUGCAGGAGUCUAUUGCUAAAGAAUUUUAUUUUGAUCCUUGUUAAAUUUUUAUUUUAAUUAAUAAGGUAGUCAUUCCUGUAGAGGGAUAAGAUGCUUGUAGAGUUGUGGGUAUCAUUCCAAAUAGAACUGUUAUGAUUUGGGAAAUAUUCUUUACUACAAAGGACUUAUUUCAUAAUUACAAAUUUUCCUUCAUAUUUGCCUUUGUUUAUAAAAUCUUCAGGAAUGACAUUCUCUAGCAAUAAAAGGAAUGAACCGUUAUGUUUCUAAGCUGAAAAGAGGAACAGGUGGGUAAUUAUCCUACCAUACUUAAGUAUAGUGGAAAAUCCUCUAUUGAGAAUGUGGAUAAAUGAACAAUUGUAAGUUUUGCAUCAUAAACUGAGAACUUUCUUUUGACAGGGGGGAGGCGGGAGGGAUAGUAGGUGGGGGUGAUCUGCUUGCUUCUUUUACCACAGGUGAUUUUUAAGUAACUUGGGUUUAAUUUACAGAGAUGAAACAUGACAGUCUGAGUAAAAUACCCAAUGAUGUAGAAGUCUGCCUGUUUAUUAUGUAGAUACAGACAUCCAGCAAAAACAGGAGAAUCACAUGCUUUAAAGAACACUUUCUCUUAUGUUUCCUUGAGAUAUGUUCCUCCAGUGCAAGCAAGAUAAUGGUUUACAGAAUUUGCUUUACACAAAACUUGUCAAGAACUCAUCUGUUACACAAAAGCAAGGAAUAACUAGUUUAUAUUUUCCAAUAAUGUUCAAGGUUUUCUCCUUAAUAUGUUUGAAAUUAUUGAUUUUGGCAUUUUUCUAAGCAAUUUAUGUAAUUUUAUUUGAAGAAAAUGUUUUGUAUAAUGUUUUUCCCAGCCUAAACAGGGAGAGUCCUAACAGCGUUGUGCUUGUAUGAUUCUGAGACUUUAUUUGCGUAAGUGAUACUACUAUACUUUAUUUUUGACCCAUGCCUUUUUAAGCUGUUUCAUAUUGAAAGGUGGAAUAUUGUAAAAAUUUUGUCAAAGAUGUACUGUAGUGCUAUUUGAAGUACCUGUAACAAAACACAGUUGGCCCUCUGUAUCCAUGUACUCUGCAUCUGUGGAUUAAACCAAUUGCAGAUCAAAAAUAUUAGAAAAAAUAAUAUAAAAAUAAUACAAAUAAAAAUACAGUAUAACAGUUAUUUAAAUAGCAUUUACAUUGCAUUAGGUAUUAGUCUAGGGAUAAAGUAUACAGGAGGAUGUGCGUUGGUUAUAUACAAAUAUGUCAUUUUAUGUAAGGGACUUGAGUAUACUUGGAUUUUUGGUAUCUGUGGGUUGGGGGGAUGGUCCAGGAACCAAUACCCCAUGGAUACCAAGGGACAACUGUACUUAUUUACCUUUAUUGUCAUUGCAAGCUUCUUAUGGAAACUUUAUAGGAAUGAAAAUAUACAUGUUAAGAAGAUUAAACAUUAGAUAGUAGAUGGUUUGUUGCAUGCUAGAACUGUUAGUAUUGUUGAAUCAAUUACUUUGGUUUCAUGAAAAAAUAAACGAUAAAUAUCUUUAAAGAGAACUAGAAGAAUUUUUUGUUUGAGUGAUUCCAGGCUGUAGUAUGAUCAUUUACUGAAGUAGUUUGAUUGGCUGGCUAACUUAGAAUUAUUGUUUCUUGUUUUGUACUGCAAUAGGGGUUAUAAUUGUAAGAUAAAAAUGUGUGUGUGUUUAAGGGAAGUAGGUGGUGGUUAAAAUUCUUGGAAAAUUUUCAGAAUACUUUAAAAAUAAAGUUCCAAGUUACACA
Pan troglodytes (chimpanzee) is the source of this 5840-nucleotide messenger RNA. RefSeq names its product zinc finger protein 770 (gene ZNF770). Gene Ontology annotation, biological process: regulation of transcription by RNA polymerase II. The record is from RefSeq and is a predicted model, not a curated record. The transcript is spliced from 3 exons. Gene Ontology annotation, molecular function: RNA polymerase II cis-regulatory region sequence-specific DNA binding; DNA-binding transcription factor activity. Lineage: Eukaryota; Metazoa; Chordata; Mammalia; Primates; Hominidae. Bases 733 to 2808 code for a protein of 691 amino acids. Gene Ontology annotation, cellular component: nucleus.